This is a messenger RNA of Paraglomus occultum, 546 nucleotides long. The record is from the annotation of a GenBank genome assembly. NCBI's taxonomy places the organism in Eukaryota, Fungi, Glomeromycota, Glomeromycetes, Paraglomerales, Paraglomeraceae.
AUGCCUAACCCUCAAAUUUAUGAUGAAAAUAUUACUGCUGAGGAAAGGUUAAAAAUAGCAGAAACCAACAAUUUUGUGGGCCGAGUCCAAGAUUUAGUAGUUAUCGUGCGGAGAGUUCCGACCAACAGUAAAAUCAAUAUUCACAAAAGAUUUGGAAUGGGAGACGAGAGCGAAAAAGGCGACCGCGGCCAACGAUUGGAGCCCAAAGGUUUGGUAAUGAAUGAGACGUUAGCAUUGGAAACAGCCGCGGAAGUUCAGGCGGAAGUUGCGGCUACCGGCACAUUAAUAAUGUCAGAGCAGAAAGGAACUGUCAACGACCAAGAAAUUAUUUUAUCACCAGGAACUAAUUUGCCGAUUACUGGUCUUAAAGAAAAAAUUGUUGCUUGUGCUGAAAAAGGAAUUGAUAAGGUAGUACUCUCCAAAUAUCAGUCCUCACCUAAUCUUUUAGUCAAAAAGGAUGAAUAUAAUCCUUCAAAGGAGUUAACAUUUGAGGAUUAUCAAGUCGUAGUUCCACCCGAAAUUAAGGAUAAAAUAACCGCUCAUUGA